CAACGACUCUGAAGGUGCCUCUGGAAUAAUUAAACCCACUUAGAAAUAAUGUCCAAUCGAGAUAAUGGUAUUCCGGAGCAAUUGACGGGUCCGUCUCGGUCUUUUGCAGAAAUCCGUCGGCUAAGUGACCCCCACCAUCCCGAUGCCCCGCUACUAACUUUCCCCACGGGGAAGAUCUUCAUCGAAUGCCGGAGUUAUAAGAGGUCGACAUCUCCAAUCGUCAAAACGGUAUUCAGUAACCUAGACACGUCUUUCGUGGACAAAUUCAGCUAUGUUUAUCGCGAGUCACCUCAGUAUACCGCUGUUGGCCGGGGUCUUUCUCGUCGCUACAGUUCUCUAUGCCUUAGUCAACGCCUUCAAGUCCCCUCUCCGUGGCUUGCCCGGGCCCUGGUAUACUCACUUCACCCACCUCAUCCUCAAAUGGCAUAUCCUGGCUGGCAAUCGUGUUCACUACAUCCACUCGUUGCACCAGCGUUACGGGCCAGUCGUGCGCGUUUCGCCAGGAGAGGUCGCUGUCAGCGAUUUGGAAGCGUUCUCAAAAAUCCACAAGAUUGGUUCUGGCUUUCUCAAGUCUGCUUGGUACGAUGGUAUAACUCCCAAUCGAGAACCAGGCAUCUUUGUUAUGAGAGAUCCUCAUCAGCAUGCUGCCCGAAGACGAUUGUUUGCUCGUGCUUUCAGUGUCAGCUCGUUGUUGACGAAUUGGGAAUCGGAAAUCAGGCAGAAGACUGAGCUUGCAGUGAGUAAGAUCAAGCGGGAUGCUCAAAGUAGCGGAGCAGAUGUGUUCAAGUGGUGGACUCUCAUGGCGACAGAUGUGAUUGCCCAUCUUUCAUUUGGAGAAUCAUUCCGAAUGCUGGAGCUGGGAAAGCAAACUCCUUAUAUUGAUGCAAUUCAGUCGGCGCUUCUAGUGAGCGGCCUUCGUGCCGAACUCUCAUGGAUUUAUCCAAUUCUUCAGUGUCUGCCUUUCCAAGGCUUGAAAAAGUUACUGAAUGCCGACAGCGUCGUCUUUGAGCAUGGCUCCAUAGCUGUCCGAAAUAUGCAGAGCGCAGGCGAUGGCCUGAGCAAGGCGAAUCUGUUCAGCCAGAUGCUUGCUGAAUCCGAUAGUCAGGAGAAGACGAAUCUCUCGACAUCAAGCGUGCAGGCAGAAGCGAGCAAUCUUAUCGUCGCUGGAUCAGACACUACGGCUGUGACCUUGACGUAUCUCAUUUGGGCCGUUCUAAAGCAACCUCAACUCCAAGCCGAAUUGGAGCGUGAGAUAUCAGAACUCAGCGAUGAGCUGACCUUUGAUGAACUCAAGAGUGCUCCGCUUCUCAACAGUGUUAUUGAAGAGACGCUUCGUCUAUAUGGUGCAGCCCCUGGGGCUCUUCCACGUGUCGUGCCUGGCAAAGGCCUUGAUGUUUGCGGUCAUUACAUCCCUCCUGGUACUGUUGUUAGCACUCAAGCAUUUACACUGCACCGCGACGAAAACAUCUUUGACGAUGCACAGAGGUUCAAUGGUUAUCGUUUCAUGGACAAAUCGACGCUGACAGCGGCACAAAAGACUGCCUUAUCUCCAUUUGGGGCUGGAUCACGAGUUUGUAUCGGUCUACACUUGGCUUGGAUGGAGUUGCGACUUGGUGCUGCGCUAUUCUUCCGUGAAUGCCGUAGUGCCACACUAAGCCCUGAGAUGACUGAUGAAAUGAUGGAGAUGGAGAAUAGGUUCUUGAUUGCGCCCAAAGGUCACAAGUGCAUUGUCAAAUUAUGAUAAUGGGAUUAUAAUAGUAGAUACUAGUCUGAUGCCUGCACGGCUUGGUGAUAAGAGCUGAAAUGAAUACUGGAGUAUGUUUAAGAU
Messenger RNA from Fusarium redolens, 1828 nucleotides. Its product is annotated as cytochrome P450. The transcript is spliced from 3 exons. The coding region runs from base 272 to 1741 and encodes 489 amino acids. The record is from RefSeq and is a predicted model, not a curated record. NCBI's taxonomy places the organism in Eukaryota, Fungi, Ascomycota, Sordariomycetes, Hypocreales, Nectriaceae. Gene Ontology annotation, molecular function: oxidoreductase activity, acting on paired donors, with incorporation or reduction of molecular oxygen; monooxygenase activity; iron ion binding.